UCGAUUUACUACUGACUUUUAUUUUAUUGUUAUUUUUGUGUGGAUUGUUUAAAUGUUGGUCAGCCACUACUACUGACGGACAAAUGAUGUACGGAAACAUGGGUGCCAGUUCGUCGCUGUCGUCGUAUUCGGUGGUGUUCGCUGGCAGCACGAUGUUCACGACGCCGAGGACGUGGCAUCAACACAUCUACCACAAGCCGCCCAAAGAGCCGACGUCGUUUUACAUCGCCGACAUCCUGGGCAUCAGCAGCAACACUUCCCGAGGAUUCUGCUCUCUGAAGAACAGCGGGCCCACCCGAUCCCCGGACGAGGGGCGGAGAAGGGAGAGGAGCCCCACGGGAUCGAGGUCGUCAGAGGACUCGAAGGACGAAGAAUAUUCCAGGAUGAGGGGCGACUUCGUCGAUACAACUCUCUCGCCAAACACAGGUAUUUACCAUCUAGCUUGCCCUAACGACUGCUGCUCAAAGGGAGAUAAGCGAAAGAAGUCUGCCGACGACAGCAGCGACAAGGAAGACAGCGUGACGAAGAAGAAGAAGGCGCGCACAACGUUCACGGGCAGGCAGAUCUUUGAGCUGGAGAAACAGUUUGAACAGAAGAAGUAUCUCUCGUCUGCCGAGAGAGCAGAAAUGGCCACGCUGCUCCGGGUCACAGAAACUCAGGUGAAGAUCUGGUUCCAGAAUCGAAGGACGAAAUGGAAGAAGCAGGAGAACAUCUCGAGUCAGGAGGCGGCGGAACACAAAUUGAAUGCCGAGAAGAACCUCCUCAAGAACAUCAAGACGAAGAAGGCCGGAGACAAACCGCCGGAAACAGACGAAGUCAGAAUGGAGCCAGGAACACAAGACCGCGUUCAUAAUAGCAAAGACAGUUCCAUAAAAUCGGAGAAUACGCGUGAAUCCAUCAACUCCGAGCAUAAACGAGAAGACAGUUCGUUGAAAGCGGAGCACCCACGCGAGUUCUUCAACCAAGAGCUUAAACACGAACACAGUUCCUUCAAGUCUGAGAAAGCACGCGAACCAUUCAACUCGGAGGUUCCGCGCGAACCGGACUUACAGGUCGGACAUGGAAACAGUAACUGUGACGCGGCUGUGGACUACGUUGUCAAGGAAAUGCCCACGUGCGCGUUUAAGCCCAAGGACGAGCCGUGUGACUUGAGUAUCGGAGGCGCGGCUGUUGGGAAAGAGAACAAGAACGACGACAGCGACGACGGUGUGUCACAUGACUGUGUUGCUAAUGGUGACGUUGAUAGUGAUCAAUCAUUUGGGGUCGGCGCCGAUGCCAUCGUCACGACGUUCAAGGCUGAGAAUGUGGUUGCCGCUAAUUCCUGA
Messenger RNA from Gigantopelta aegis, 1325 nucleotides. Its product is annotated as homeobox protein MOX-2-like. Bases 84 to 1325 code for a protein of 413 amino acids. The record is from RefSeq and is a predicted model, not a curated record. Gene Ontology annotation, cellular component: nucleus. The transcript has 3 exons. Gene Ontology annotation, molecular function: RNA polymerase II cis-regulatory region sequence-specific DNA binding; DNA-binding transcription factor activity, RNA polymerase II-specific. Lineage: Eukaryota; Metazoa; Mollusca; Gastropoda; Neomphalida; Peltospiridae. Gene Ontology annotation, biological process: regulation of transcription by RNA polymerase II; cell differentiation.